This is a messenger RNA of Perca fluviatilis (European perch), 1296 nucleotides long. It is a transcript of the gene ndufaf6, whose product is annotated as NADH:ubiquinone oxidoreductase complex assembly factor 6. Lineage: Eukaryota; Metazoa; Chordata; Actinopteri; Perciformes; Percidae. The transcript is spliced from 9 exons. Gene Ontology annotation, cellular component: mitochondrion. The record is from RefSeq and is a predicted model, not a curated record. Bases 220 to 1215 code for a protein of 331 amino acids. Gene Ontology annotation, biological process: mitochondrial respiratory chain complex I assembly; biosynthetic process.
GCGAGUUUAACAUAAUAUCUUCCACAUAUAUAUAUGGUCGUUGUUAUUUUAUGCGAUAGUUUCCAGGCGUGUGUACGUCAAUAUAUGAUUUACAACUCAUCUGCUGACAUUUCGGCAGCUCUUAUAAUCAAAAAGAAGCGGAAUUAAAAGCCCGGCGGUGCCGGGGGAAUGUUUUUAACGUGACACAAGGUUUAUAAGGGGUGAAAGCUGAAGGGGAACAUGGCAGCUGGCAUCAGUGCUAUACAUGGGUUAUUAAGCAGUAAAACCUCGCUGUAUCCCGCUCUUCACAAACAGAUUUCACCCAGCUGUGUUCGUAUUAAAAGAGCGGCUGGUAUACAGAGUGUGAGAGCGGCAACCAGCGCGACAGCAGACUCACAAAUCAAUGAAAAGUACUGCCUGGAUCUGGUGAGGUCCAGAGACUAUGACGGCUUCGUGUCCUCCCUCCUCCUGCCAGAGGAGGCGCGGCGCUCCUCUUUGGCUCUGAGAGCCUUUAAUGUGGAGCUGGCACAGGUGAAGGACUCUGUUUCCCAGAAGACCAUUGGUUUGAUGCGAAUGCAGUUCUGGAAGACGGCCAUAGAAGAAAUCUACAGAGACGAGCCUCCGAACCAGCCGGUCAGCGCCGAGCUGUGGCGGGCGGUGAGGAAACAUUACCUGACCAAGAGAUGGCUGCUGAGGAUCAUAACGGAGAGAGAGAAGGAUCUGGAUGACCGAGCCUACAGAAACCUGCAGGAGCUGGAGAAGUAUGCAGAGAACACACAGUCAUCUUUAAUAUACCUGCUGCUGGAGUGUUUAGGGUUGAAAAACGUCCAUGCAGACCACGCAGCGAGUCACAUCGGUAAAGCUCAGGGAAUCGUGACGUGUCUGAGAGCGACUCCUUAUCACAGCAGCCGACGGAAAGUCUACCUACCCAUGGACAUCUGCAUGCUGCACGGAGCGUCUCAGGAGGACUUCAUCCGUGGCAGCCGGGAGCAGAACGUCCGCGACGUGGUGUACGACAUCGCCAGUCAGGCUCACGUACACCUGCAGCACGCGCGGUCGUUUAGCAACAACGUCCCGGCAGCGGCCAAUCUGGCCUUCCUCCAGACGGUGGUGUUGGAGGACUACCUGCACCGAGUGAGGCGGGCAGAUUUUGACGUUUUCCACCCGAGUCUGAAGAACCGAAACCCCCUGGUCCCCAUCCAGCUGUACAUCCGCUCCUGGAGGAAGAGCUACUGACUUCCUCUUCGCCCAGAGACUUCUCCUCUCUGGGGGAUUCUGCCCGGAAAAACCGCACUGUGGUGGCUCCACAAACACCCC